UUCACCAAAUAUUCUCUGUUUUUCUUUAAAACCUACCACAACAAUGAUGACUCGUGCCAUAAUGGGCUAUAUUUUUGCCACACUAUGCUUGGCCUUUUUCAAGCAUUCAGCCUCAGCAGCUGUAUCAUCUUACAAUGUUCAAGAAUUGGGAGCAAAAGCUGAUGGCACCACAGACUCAACAAAGUUUUUUCUAAGUGCUUGGAGCUUGGCUUGUGCUUCUAAUGUUUCAGCCCAAGUGUACGUGCCCUCGGGUAAAUACUUGAUCAGCAAUGCCGUGGUCUUUAGCGGCCGCAACUGUAAAAGGACUAUGGUUAUGCGUAUUGAUGGCACGAUCAUAGCUCCUGCUGAUUACAAUCUUAUAGCCAAUGAUGAAAUCUGGAUCAAGUUCGAUAAUGUUAAUGGACUUUAUAUCUCUGGCGGAACCGUAGACGCUCAGGCUGCGCCUCUGUGGGCUUGCAAAGCCUCGGGGAAUAGCUGCCCUACAGGGGCAACGAGUCUUGGGUUCUACAGCUCAAGGAACAUUGUUGUGAGUGGAAUAGCAUCAAUAAAUAGUCAAAUGUUUCAUAUGAUUGUCUAUAAGUGCAACAACACAAAGCUACAAGGAAUCAAGAUUUCAGCGCCUGUUGAUAGCCCCAACACCGACGGAAUUCACGUACAGUUGUCAACAGGAGUCAGCAUACUGAGCUCUCAAAUUGGUACCGGAGAUGACUGCGUCUCAAUUGGACCUGGGACUACUGACACAUGGAUUGAAAGUGUGUCGUGCGGCCCCGGUCACGGCAUUAGCAUCGGAAGUCUUGGUUGGAAUUUGCAAGAACCUGGAGUCCAGAAUCUGACAGUUAAAACGGUUACCUUCAGAAAUACCGAAAAUGGAGUCAGAAUUAAGACAUGGGCGAGGUCUAGCACAGGGUUUGUUAAUAAUGUUCUUUUUCAGCACAUUUCUAUGGGUAAUGUCAAAAAUCCCAUUCUAAUUGAUCAAGACUAUUGUCCUAAUCAAGAAAAUUGCCCUGAUAAGGUUUCGGGUGUGAAGAUCAGCAAUGUGAUAUAUCAAGAUAUUCACGGAACAUCAGCAACACCAGUUGCAUUGAGGUUGCAGUGUAGCAAAAGCUUUCCUUGCAGUGGAAUAAGGCUUCAAGACGUUGAGCUAACUUAUAACAAUCAGUCAGCCACAUCAUCAUGCGCUAAUGCUGCAGGAGAAGCAUCUGGCGUUAUGAAGCCUUCUAGCUGUUUAUAGGAAGAAGCUGCAAGUAUACUCUGUACAGAAAAGAAUAUAUGAGAGAAAUAUUUACCAAAUCAGUGAUCAGUCAUCAUCAAGAUUCAUUAAGCUAGGAAUUAGGAUAAUCUUAGAGUUAGCAUGUAAUUUAAGAUAUCAAAGCAAAUGCCAUAGCAUUAAAUCUUUGUUUUCAUAUUCGAUCUACUAUCAAUUUGUUUACAAUUUUUGUCAAGAGCGCAGGUAAACGUUACCCAACAGGCUAGACAACAUCAUAUGCACAAGUGUUCGUUUUUGUCCUUUACAACCAUACCAAAAAGUUUCUCCAGUACUAAAAUUUGGAAAACUGACAGAUUUCUACAAACAGCUUGAUGGUACAACAAUGCCAGAUUCAGUUCCAGCUGCAUUAGUACAAGACGCUUCAGCUGGUCGGCUCCUAUAUGUCAGCUCUACUUUCUCCAAUUUUAUACCUUCACAUGGCUCCGUCUUGCUGCAAUCAAAUUUCACUGCUACAUCCGUUGCUGAUGUUCCAUGAAUAUCUUGGUACGUCACGUCACUAAUUUUCACCCCCGAAAUCUAUGCAACA
Molecule: messenger RNA, 1793 nt
Organism: Daucus carota subsp. sativus
Lineage: Eukaryota; Viridiplantae; Streptophyta; Magnoliopsida; Apiales; Apiaceae
Product: polygalacturonase
Exons: 4
Coding region: 44-1231 (395 amino acids)
Biological process (GO): carbohydrate metabolic process
Molecular function (GO): polygalacturonase activity
Source: RefSeq, a predicted model, not a curated record